Eupeodes corollae is the source of this 1924-nucleotide messenger RNA. RefSeq lists its product as uncharacterized. Bases 290 to 1924 code for a protein of 544 amino acids. The transcript has 7 exons. The record is from RefSeq and is a predicted model, not a curated record. NCBI's taxonomy places the organism in Eukaryota, Metazoa, Arthropoda, Insecta, Diptera, Syrphidae.
CUUUGAGUUUAUUUGAUUGGGCGUCUCAGCUCAAAAACUGUUUAGUAGCCAAUCAACAUUAAAUCGUUUUAAAACAAAAAGGAAUCGUGUUGAAGUAAGAGGGAAUAGUGUUCUUACUGCAUCAAAUCGUGUUGAUUUUUGAUUAAGAUUUGCCAAACGAGACAAAAAGGUCCGUUAUCUUUUCGACCACACCUUGCAUGUGUGGUGGCAGUGGCAUUCGCAUUUUAGCUUUCGGUCGGAAGAUAUCGUUUUAAUAAAGUGAAGUGAAGUGUUUAAAAAAUUAUUUGUAAUGGAUGUACAAAGUAAUGAUUUUGUGUUAAGUGAGUCAGUAACGUAUGAAAGGGACGACCAAGGAAAUAUUAUUCUUAAUUUGCCAUCAGUACCAGUGUUGGACCAAAGUCAAACAAAGUUGGACGAGCUGCUGGAUAACUUUAACUUGCCGGAGGCAAAACAUUAUUUAAUACGGGCGUCCAUAACCUAUGAGAGUUUGCAGUAUUUGUCGAAAGAAGACAUUAAAGAAGCAAUACCACUCAUUGGCCUACGUGCAACUUUCAGAGAGAAGUUGUUUAGCUGGAGGAAAACUGAGUUUGGGAUUGUCGAUGAAAGUUUGUCGGAUUCGAUUGCCAAUAAAGUGGUUUCCUGGCUAAAAACACAACCCAUUGGUUGUACCACACCAACGCCAUCAACGAGCUCAUAUUUGAAUUCUCAAUUAUCGAAAAAACUAGAACAUCUUCUCGAAGAAAGUUUAAAGGGCAAAGCGGCAAAGCAAUUUUACAAGGACAAUAACCACCUAAUAGACUCAUUUCGGGCCGAUGUUAUAAAUAUCAUUUUAGAAGAUAUUUUUUUUCAUAAAAAAAAAUUAACGCCGAAAGAUUUUCCUCCAAUCAUAGAAGAGAUUCUAGAGCUUUUUCCCAGCGAAAUAAAGGAAUAUUAUUUUAGCCCACGUGGAACAAAAAAAAACCCUGGUGGAAAACUUUGGGACAGGUAUGUAAAUCAGAAAGCAAAGCGUUCGCGACUUUUGGUUCCAUUAUCUGACAACUUGGAAGAGAAUAGCAACCAAAAAGAUUCGGUUACAAAACCUUCUGGUCUUGAUAAAAUUGAAACAGCAAAAUUACUUGCCUUUAAACUAUCGCUCUCAAGAGAAUCUUCUGAUUGGGACAGUGUUAAAGAUAAAUGGCAGCGCACAUUUGACUUAAGACAAAAGGAGUUGAAAACUUCUCAAACAAACGUUGAGUUUUUAAUUGACUGGCCUCUUUUUACAAACGCAAAAGCUCAGGAUCUAAUAAAUAUUGAUUUUGACUUACUCCAUCCUAACAAAGGACAUCUGCUUCUAAGCAAGUGGGAAAAUUUUAAAAGGAAAAUCGAAAAAUAUUACUGCCUACAAAUCAAAGAUAAAAAGUCCAGGGAAAUUUUAUCUAAUUCAAAGGGGAUAGCAGAUCCAAACUCUUUUGACUAUAUAUUUGCUGUUCUUCUAAACUCAGUUAUUUUGCCAACGGCACGGUUUGCAGACAAAGGAUCAAAACUCUCCAGAAAAAUUUCAAUUCCGGAUGCAAACGAAAGCUUUAUUGUGCACUUAACGACUAUAAGUGAUUACAAGAAAACCUUAUCAGAUCUUCGGGAGAAAUACUUCAACAAAGGUUUGACAGUGCAACCAUUAUUAAUAGUUGUUGGGUUAACCAUUUAUACACUCAAAGAGUUUUAUUUAUAUUUUGAUAACACACUUCUUAAAUUCGAUUCAUUCUUGACAAGCUUGGAUAUUUGUUUUAAACUGUUUCAAGUACUGUCACUUGAAUAUCCAAGAGGGUGCAGUGGACCCUGGCUUUUUAUUCAACAACAUUUCUACGAAAUUCCACUUGCAAACUGCAGUAAAAUACCAAGUAUUUGUUCGCUAUUAAACUUUUUAGAAGAUCGUCAAUCGAAUUAA